AUGGCGGAGGCGUCCGCAGCCAAUGGGACCCACGACGUUGUUCUGAACGUCAAUGACAAGUCCAAUGAAGACUCCGGCAUCUCCAUCUCGGUCCCUUUCUUGCAGAAGUUGGUGGCAGAAUUCGCGGGGACAUACUUUCUGAUAUUUGCCGGCCAAGCAGCGGUGAUGGUGAACAAGGGCUACGACAACCAAGUAACGCAACCUGGGAUUUCCAUUGUCUGGGGUCUUGUUGUUAUGGUUCUUGCCUAUUCCCUUGGUCACAUUUCCGGUGCUCAUUUCAAUUCUUCCGUCACUAUCGCUUUUGCUUCUACGAAACGUUUUCCCCUCAAACAGGUACCAGCUUAUGUAUCGGUUCAUGUUCUGGCAUCGACCCUCGCGAGUGGGACUCUGAGACUUAUAUUUGAAGGAAGCCGCGACCAGUUCCCAGGAACAUCAGUUGCUGGGACGAAUCUUCAAGGUUUUGUGAUCGAGUUCAUCAUCACCUUCUAUCUCAUGUUUGUCAUAUCUGGGGUGGCCACAGAUAGCAGAGCGAUUGGUGAGCUGGCUGGUAUCGCCAUAGGGGCAACAGUGUUGCUGAAUGUUAUGUUUGCCGGGCCGGUGACCGGGGCAUCAAUGAACCCGGCAAGAAGCUUAGGGCCGGCGAUAGUGUGGCACCAAUACAAAGGAAUAUGGGUGUACAUGACGGCGCCGGUGGCCGGAGCAGUGGCGGGUGCAUGGGUGUACAACAUGAUAAGGUACACCGACAAGCCAAUAGGAGAGAUCACAAAGAUGGCCUCUUUUGUCAAAGCUUCAAACCGUUGUGGUUCCUCAAAGUGAUUUUGAUCAUUUGGUUGAUAAUAGGUCCUCAAAUCACUGCUUUUGUUGUUAAUAGUCUUGUAAUUAAAAGUUGUACGUAGAUACAAGAUUAUUAGAAAAUAAUUAGGAAACUUUUGGGGAAAAUCUUAUCCUUUCUUAUUCUAUACUCCUCUGUCGUUUAUAGGACAUAGAAUAAAUUUUUUUUAUCCUAUUUAUAAAAUAGAGAGAUAAAUUUUUCA
This is a messenger RNA of Neltuma alba, 1034 nucleotides long. Its product is annotated as nodulin-26-like. Gene Ontology annotation, biological process: transmembrane transport. Gene Ontology annotation, molecular function: channel activity. The record is from RefSeq and is a predicted model, not a curated record. Gene Ontology annotation, cellular component: membrane. Bases 1 to 816 code for a protein of 271 amino acids. Lineage: Eukaryota; Viridiplantae; Streptophyta; Magnoliopsida; Fabales; Fabaceae. The transcript has 5 exons.